Messenger RNA from Acaulospora colombiana, 164 nucleotides. The record is from the annotation of a GenBank genome assembly. Lineage: Eukaryota; Fungi; Glomeromycota; Glomeromycetes; Diversisporales; Acaulosporaceae.
CCAAUGUCUGGCAUCGGCUAAAAAUUUAUAAAAGACGUCAGGUUAAAUCUUAUGAGUUAAAACAAUACCGUGGAAAAUCCUUGCUAAAUCUUACCUCAUCCCCGCCACUCUCCAGAGACAAGUACCAGUCUGUUAAUACUGACGAUUCAUUGUGGUGCCAGUCA